AUGGCAGACGUCGUCGACCCAAGGACAACGCCGAGAGACUACAUCUUCAUCAUCGCUCACGACGACCAGACACCAAUGGCAUUUCACCGGCGAUUGGUCUCUGAGAGAUCACCGUUCCUCAAAGCCGCCUGCAAAGACAGCAAAGACAAGAAUUGGCCCCUCGUCAUCAAACUCCCCACAGCCGAAACCAGCUUUCAGUUCAAGUGGAUUACACUCACCCUGUACGCCGAGUACAUCAAGACCAACCGCAUCAGAACCGAACACAUAUGCGCGGAGAACCAGCCAAUUCCAUUCGACCAGUACUCUUGCUUCUUUGCUAUGUACCUAUUGGGAGAAUAUUUGGAAGACUCGACGUUCCAAGACGACGUUUUGGACGCAAUCCUGGCCCGAUACAACGAUGGCGAAGCGAACAGCAACGCAUGGGUGCCUACCAACGGCACGAUUCACUUCGCAUACGCUCACACGCCCGCCGGUUCGCCGCUCAGGAAGUUCCUCGUCGACGUGCACGUCUGGGCAAAAGCGGUAGGGCUCAAAUCAGAGAGGACUCACAAGGUCUUUCUCGGUGAACUGCUCUCUGCGUUGGUGCUUCGGAGGACCAAUGGCAAGGUGGAGGAUCUUUUUGAAGCUGCUGCUGCUCUCGUUGACAUCGACCGGCCAUCGACGCAGCGCGUGCCGCGCUUGAGGCCCAGAUGUGCGCCUCAAGCGACGCAGGUCUCUCGCAAGAUUCCCACUGGUGUCAGCUGCUGCGACUACCACAAGCAUGAGGUUGGAGUCAUCUGCGGCAACAAGAAGCGGAAGAGGGAGCUCAAGGAGGAAACGGAGCGCGCGGCGAAGCGUAGCUCAGGACGAGAUCGAGAGGACUCCAGUAGCCGCGUCAUGCGACUUGUGAGUAUCUCGGAUGAUUGA
Messenger RNA from Zasmidium cellare ATCC 36951, 906 nucleotides. RefSeq lists its product as uncharacterized. The transcript has a single exon. Lineage: Eukaryota; Fungi; Ascomycota; Dothideomycetes; Mycosphaerellales; Mycosphaerellaceae. The coding region runs from base 1 to 906 and encodes 301 amino acids. The record is from RefSeq and is a predicted model, not a curated record.